Messenger RNA from Puntigrus tetrazona (Sumatra barb), 4304 nucleotides. RefSeq names its product FYVE, RhoGEF and PH domain-containing protein 6-like. Gene Ontology annotation, cellular component: cytoplasm. The record is from RefSeq and is a predicted model, not a curated record. Gene Ontology annotation, molecular function: guanyl-nucleotide exchange factor activity; metal ion binding. The coding region runs from base 499 to 4032 and encodes 1177 amino acids. Lineage: Eukaryota; Metazoa; Chordata; Actinopteri; Cypriniformes; Cyprinidae. The transcript has 21 exons.
ACUGAACCUUUCAGAGCGCUCGCGGUUCGUGAAUCCGAUUCGAAAUCGAAAAUCGAUUCGUUCGCAAAUCGAGCAGGCGCGUGCACGUGGAGAACCGCGCAAAACGUAAACAAGGAUUUUGGGAUUCGUAGCAUUCCCCACAUUUAGCCAACAUGUCAGGCUAGAUUUUGAGGGCACAAUGUAUAGCGUCCACAAAAGUGACAUAUAUUCAGUUUGUUGACGCCAAUACGGGACUUUUAUCUUCAGCACGAACGCAGUAAUAACCUGAACAGGGUCAGGCGCACAAUGGAAGGGAUUACUGAAACCUGAAUGACUUUCCACACAAAGGCACGUGUGUACAGAUGUAACCCGCCCUCCCCGAGCCUCUCCAAGAAUUUGAUCACAGUCUUUCCUCAUUAAACUGGGCUCAAACAUCGCCUUGGAUCGUGUCGUUAAACUUGACUCAAAUCACGAGCCUGGUGGUCGCAUAAAUGCCAGGAAUAAGUCAAUAUUAGGACGAUGAAGAGAGCAGCCGGUGAUCAGAAACCACCUUUGGCCCCAAAACCGAAGGUUCUCCCAGCACCGAUGCGAACCGAACAUCCACCUGCUUCAAAGCUGUGUGUUUACCAGCACACCCCUCCAGCUGUUAAAUGCAAAGUGAAGCCUGCUGUGGCGCCAAAACCAUGCAUAUCCAAACUCCCACCUCCUGCGAUCAAUCCCAGACGCCUCACGUCCAAGGUUGGCCAUCAAGCUGUUGUACAGCAAAAGUCAGACAUCACAAAGAGCGUCGGUGCUUUGAAUUUCAGAAAUGAAACUCACACCAGCCACAAGCCAGAGUGGGAUUACAUCAUUCCCAUCUGCGUAUGCAAUGACCGAAACUGCGCCGACUGCUCACCGAAGGAAAACAACCAAAAUGUUCGUCAACAAAGUCCUGAUAAGUAUAAGCCGAGCAGAACCGAAGGACCCGGAGAGAGCCUUUUAAAACCUCCCUUAAAAGCGCCACAAGAACAGAAGCAUUUAGUGACACCUGCUUUGUCGCGGUUGCACAGAUCAUCCAAUAAUAAUCAUUUCCAUCCAACUGAAAAACCUCAGAAAACCUCCCAGAACACAGAGCCUUUGAAGGCACCUCAGAGAGGUUCUGAGAUGCAAACGACUAGAAAACGCCAAAACAGCGUUAUCUCUAGUGCCAAGUCAUCUGCUGAUAGCGAUCCAGAUCCUCUAGAAUGUGAACGAGCCAUAAGUAGCACUCCAUAUUCUCCGUCCCCUACAAAGCCAACUAAAAAAGCACCACUAGUAGUCAUGCAGUGCAAAACUACGAAGGAGCGAUCCAGCAUUGUCCUUCAGGAGUCGGCAGGCCUCACCAAGAAAGAGUUUACUGUCUUACCUGUUGAUGUAAACGAUCCAGAUCCCUUACAGAGAGAAAAUCCAAAGGUUAACAUCAGUGCUGUAAGACAUUCUAGAGAGAACAAAGACCCUCAGGCCUCAAGGGCACCAACACCAGUCCCGCCACAGAAAACCCCUCGGAUCCAGCAAAAUAAAUCCCAGGAUGUUGGUGGACAGGGGGCUGGAAAGAAAGCACAGAGUCUGGAUGAAACCCCCAAGGUCGUUGAGAUCUUGGUAUCAAGCAACAAACACCUGCAGAAGACUCAAAAACCUCGACCUGAUAGCCACAGGCACGACAACAUUGGGGCUACAGAGCUUUCAGUAGAUAGGCUUCCUAAAAAGACGGCAGCAUCCAAGUCUCCACUGAGAAACAAUGGCCUUGUUGAAGGACAUCUCCCUCUUGCAGUUGAGAAGCAGCAAGCAAGUCAUGUGCCAAACAAGAAAACUCUCAAGCCGAAAUCCAAGUCCUUAUCUUCAGCAGACACUCAUAAACCCGAUGGCCUCAAGAAGACCUCUUUUCUUAGUAUCAUGGACCUUGACCCUGGUAAAAGAAUGCCUAAGCUAUCUGUAAAGAGCGGACAGGCUGUCGAUCCCGCUCCGGUGUUGAAUGAGCGGUCUUCUCAGAAACCCAUGCCUCUCCACAACGGACUCCCGGAUGGACUGCAUUUGAGGCGAAUGGUGAAUGGGAAAGUAUUAGAGGCUGAGCAGAGUGUCGAUGGAGAUAUCCAUGCAUAUGAAGAUAUCACAGAAUAUGAAAACCUCCCUCCUUUUAGCCCUGAAAAGGCACAGGAGGUCAAUAAACACCAAUACCAGUCUUCAAAAUAUGAGGAUGAUGGCAUUUAUGAAGUUCCCGAUGUGUUCCUAGAACGCUGCGUAGAUGACAAAGAGCAGCAGUUUCUUGAAAGAAACGCGUUGAAAGAAGAGCAAGAAGUGGACGAUUCAGAAGAAGAUGAAGGCAGCUCGGAAGACGAGGAUAACAGUGUCAACAGAGAAAAACAGACUAAAGUGAAGAAGACCAAGGUUGCACACAUUGUAAAUGAGAUCUCGUCUUCAGAGAAAAUCUUCGUGAAAGUGCUGAAGCUUCUGCAUGUAGACUUUCGUGACGCUGUACUGAAGGCCUCCUGUCAGGCGGGAAAACCCGUAGUCGACGAGCGAGUCUUGAACCAGAUCUUGUGUUAUUUGCCGCAGCUGUACGAGCUCAACUGUGAUCUGUUGAGAGAGCUGGAGGAACGGGUUGCUCACUGGAAUGAGCAUUGCAGUGUAGCAGACAUAUUUGUGAAGAAAGGCCCUUAUCUGAAAAUGUACUCCACUUAUAUUCGCGAGUUCGACAAGAAUGUGGCCCUUCUAGAAGAGCACUGCCGGAAAAACACAGCGUUUGCCAAAGCCGUGCGAGAGUUUGAGAGCCUUCCGUGCUGUGCAAACCUGGCGGUGAAACAUUACAUGCUGAAACCCAUCCAGAGGAUUCCACAGUAUCAGCUGCUCUUGACCAGUUACUUGAACAAUCUAGAUGAAGAAGCACUGGACUACAAAGAUGCAGAAGCUGCCCUGACAAUAGUAAAGGAGGUGGCUAAUCAUGCGAACGAAAUCGUAAGACACGAGGAUAACAGCCAGAAGCUCUACGAGGUUCAGUGCCGUCUGACUGGGAAUCAUGUGAUUGUCCAACCAGGAAGGGUUUUGCUAAAGGAAGGGAUCUUGAUGAAGCUCUCCAGGAAAGGGAUGCAGCCCCGAAUGUUCUUCUUAUUGAACGAUAGUCUUCUGUAUACCACGCCGGUAGCUGGUAACUUCAAACUAAACAACAUGCUAUCAUUGGCUGAAAUGAAGGUCACUAAACCUAGUCAGGAAGGGUAUCAGAAUGAGCUGAACAUUGAAAGUGUUGAACGGUCUUUUAUUUUAUCUGCCAGCUCUGCUGCGUGUCGAGACGAGUGGCUCCAGGCCAUUUCCACCGCAAUCGACGAUUACACCAAGAAAGAGACCACAUUCACCUCAGUUAGAAACCCUGAGAUGGCGACCCAAGAUGUUCCAGACAUCGGGGCCCAGCUGGGAUCCAAAGCCCCGAUAUGGAUCCCAGACCUGAGGACCACCAUGUGCAUGAUCUGCACCUGUGAGUUCACCCUCACCUGGAGACGCCACCAUUGCAGAGCCUGUGGAAAGGUUGUAUGUCAGGCCUGUUCGACUAACAAACAGCCGCUGAAGUAUCUGAAGAAUCACCUUGCGCGAGUUUGCGAUCUCUGCUUCUCAGCUCUGCAGCAAAAUAAUCCAGGUGACCAGGCCCCCGGUAACUCGCCUCUGUCACCUACUGGCAAGUCGCCCGGUGCCUUUCCCUUCAGAAAACAGAAGAAAAUACCAGCAGCCCUUAAAGAGGUUUCCGCGAACACCGACGGCUCCUCCAUGAGCGGCUAUAUGGAGCGGACGAAAGCCAACAGAAAACAGUGGAAACGCUUCUGGUUCGUCGUCAUGAACAAAGUCCUUUACACUUACGCUGCCAGUGAGGACGUGGCGGCUUUGGAAAGUCAGCCUCUUCUAGGAUUUUCCAUCCGGACGGAGAAACCCGAAUCUUCCUCGCAUUUUAAGCUUUAUCACAAAGACACUCUGUACUACGUCUUCAGAGCGAGUGACAGCCAGAUCUGUGACAGAUGGAUUGAAGCAAUCCAGGAAGCCACGGUUCUCUAACCCCGCGACGUUUCCGGAUCAGACCGAAGCGCGCAUACGUUAAAAUCGGUUAAAAUGAAGGCGAACCGCAUUCGUUUGUGCGGACGCUGCUGUGGAGUUACCCCCAAGUUGUUUUAAGCGUCGUGAAAUGAAUGUUUUAGUCACCAAACACUUCUCCAUAACAUGUCCAUAAUGCACUACAUGCUUUUACUAUGCUGUCAUAUUUAUGCUUUACAGAAAACACACGGUAACCAGUUAGUUGCACUUAAUAAAUGUAUUUUUAUACAAUUUCA